AUGGCUGCUACGAAGCGAAUUAUGAGAGAUUUGAGCGACCUUGAUAGAUUUCCCGUACCAGGACUUGGUGUUUGCUGUCCCGAUGAAUCGAAUCCAUUUCUUCUACAUUGUAAUGUAUUGAUUAAUGAUGGGCCCUAUCGUGGCAUUAUGAUUCAUUUAGUCCUUCAUAUUCCAGAAGAUUACCCAUUGACAGGCCCUGCGGGAAAUAUAGCGCCUGGUUUAGAAUUCGAUUCUACCUAUCAUAGUCACAUCCAUUUUGAUGGAAGAAACGGACAUGCCUUAUGUACUGAUCUAUUGACAAAUUAUGCGAGUCACUUUCGUUUUAUAGAUAAUGGUAACGCCAAGCAAGCUAGUGGAUGGAGUCCGGGCUAUACGUUAUCAACCGCACUCCUUCAAAUAGUUACAUUUUUUGCUGAACCUGAUCUGCACGGUGAUCCAUUACCGGAGAGCAUUAUUCGCCUACGAAAUAUGGUUAAAACAUUUCAAUGUCACACAUGUGGCCAUUCGUAUGAAAAGCCCAAUCCACAAGUAAUUAAUUAUUCUACAAAUGUAUCAGUUCAAGAAGAAGCAACGUCCACGGAAAUAGAGGAUGAAAAACUGAAAGCCGACCGUAAACAUGCUCAACGGCAACGUGAACUAUUGGAAAAACUAACAUGUGGUAUAACAAAACAAAAUGUCAUAGAAGAUAAUAUUUGUCUAGGCUAUCCGUUAUUAAUUAAACGUGACAAUUAUGGAAAAUUACAGUCAGAAACGGUUUUGGAACUUAUUUCAUACGAUGCCUAUGUUGCAGAAAUACAAAAAUCAGGCGAAGAUAAAUUAGAUUAUUAUGAACAUUUGAAAUUUCGUUCUGUUACUGGAAAAGAUUACAAUCAUUGGUUGCCGAUAUUUAUUAAUGACGCUCACUUUCAAAAAGGACAAACUAUUAUUCAGAACAGUAUUAGUGUGAUUUAUCAUGGUUCUGCAUUGGGUAGCGCCAGAUAUGAUUUUCAACCGUUCAUGGCACUGAAAGUCUUGACAGCUUUGAUGAAUCAAUCUGGUGUACGAUUAUUCAAUGGUGAAAUGUUUGAAUCAAAACAUGCCAUUGAAGCAUAUUGUCAUUUUCUACGUCUAUUAAUGCACUUUAUUGAUAUUUAUCCUGAAUUAGGCGAGUGA
Messenger RNA from Rotaria socialis, 1152 nucleotides. Lineage: Eukaryota; Metazoa; Rotifera; Eurotatoria; Philodinida; Philodinidae. The record is from the annotation of a GenBank genome assembly.